AUGUCAGAACUAAGUAAGAAACAAGCUUUACUUCGGUCACUCCGCCGUCCCACUUUGUAUGGGGUGCAUACAGCAUACGGCAUACGGGAUGCGGAGUACGGAGUACACUACACCGGACUGAACUGUUCUUUGUCGGUGUCAGCUUCUGAGUCCUCAAGAGCUCAUCGGAGCAAACUCGGAAACUUGAAUGAGAUGAAUUUGGUCGAGGUAGCCUUUGUUCAGUUGAGUUUCCAAUUUAAACAACUAAAGGAGACCCCUGAAACCCUUUUCAUCUCUCGCCAUGAUACAGUAAGUGUACUGCUGGGGUUUAAGAUUGUACAGAGAACAAACUUGACUCCCUGAUAAUUAUAUUGUUCCUUACUUCUUCUAGAACAACCCUACUCACCUGUAAAACAAAAACUAACAGUUCCAACUCUUGAAUAAACAGCCAGGUAAUGGCAGCAUAUAAACUCCCUUAACCCCUCUAAACUUAUCAUUUCUUUCCUCACCAACCUUCAAGAUGUCUUACACUACAAACAACACCUGCAAAUACGGACCUGCCAAAGCAACCAAUUCUACUACUAGCAAUACAGCUAGUACUAGUUCUGGUGUCACAGCUAACAAUGGACCGAGUUCUAGCGGCCACUCUAACUCUGGCUCCAGCACUGCUGCAAGUGGGAAGACAGAGUCGAAGUUGCGAGGCGGGAAGAGUGACUGA
Molecule: messenger RNA, 697 nt
Organism: Hymenoscyphus albidus
Lineage: Eukaryota; Fungi; Ascomycota; Leotiomycetes; Helotiales; Helotiaceae
Source: the annotation of a GenBank genome assembly